GGAGUCACAGCGCCGCCUGGCGGACAUAACGGGCGCUGCUGGCGGUGGUGAAGUUGCCGGCGGUUGGUCGGUCGGUCGGUCGGUCGCGGGUCGAAGCGCAAUGUCCGGCGAGUCGACGAAGAAAAGGAAAACCAAAGUGAUUCGGAGCGACAGCGGAGCGGCGGUGGGGGCGGAGAAAGAGGCCAAGAAGCUUCGGGGCGAUGGCGAGCAGGAGACUAAAACAUACACUGAGGAAGGGGAGGUGGAGACGCGGGACCCAGCGAAAGAUUACGAUUUGUACAAGAAAACCUGCGACGACCUUCAAAGACUGAUGGCUGAGAUACACGAGCUGAAGAGUAAAGGAGCCAAAGACACCUCGGCUGAGAUCGAUGAGCGGCGGAUCCAGAGCUGCAUUCACUUCAUGACUUUGAAGAAGUUAAACCGUUUGGCUCACAUCAGGCUAAAAAAGGGUCGAGAUCAAACCCAUGAGGUAAAAAUUAUCAGAGCGAUGGCCAGAUGCCAAACAAAAGUGGACGCUCUUCACCUCCAGCUGCAGAACCUGCUGUACGAGGUGAUGCACCUGCAGAAGGAGAUCACCAAGUGCUUGGAGUUCAAAUCCAAGCAUGAAGAGAUUGACCUGGUGAAUGUAGAGGAGUUUUACCAGUGUGCCCCUCUGGAGAUCAGUAAGCCGACUUUCACCACGAAUGACCCUCACCAGCAGACCUUGGCCCGGCUGGAUUGGGAGCUGGAACAGAGAAAGAGGUUGGCGGAACAAUAUAAAGAGUCGCUCACCAGCAAGGAGAAAAUCCUGAAGGACAUUGACAUCAAAAAGGAAUAUCUGAGCAGCCUCCAGCCGAGGCUCACGAACAUCAUGCAGGCUUCCUUGCCGGUGCAGGAGUACCUGUCAAUGCCGUACGACCAAGCUCACAAACAGUACGAAGUGGCCAGACACCUGCCCCCUCCCUUGUACGUGCUGUACGUUCAGGCCAACGCCUACAGGCAAGCGUGUGAUAAGAACCUGGUGGUAGCUAUCGAAGGGGACGUGGAAGAAGCCAAGGCACUUGCCAGACCACCAGAUGAUUCCCAGGAGGACGAAAGUGACUCCGAAGCAGAAGAGGAGCAGGCCACAACUAAACGCCGUCGCCCGACUCUGGGCCUGCAGUUGGACGAUAAACGCCGAGAAAUGCUGAAGAGACAUCCCUUGUCGGUCACUUUGGAUCUGAAAUACAAAGAUGGGAGCAUGCUUCAUCUGUAUUUCUACUACCUGAUGAAACUCAACAUCAUGACCGUCAAGACAAAAGUGACUACUGCCACCGAGAUGUGCACAGCCAUCAGUGCGGGAGAUCUGCUGUCUCCAGCCUCGCUGCUGAGCUGUCUCUACCCCGGAGACCACGGCAAGAAAACUCCGAACCCUGCCAAUCGCUAUCAGUUUGACACGGUUGCAAUCGUGACUUUCCGUGACUACAUAGGGGAGAUGGGACACCCGUAUAUUUGGGUCCAAAAGCUGGGAGGAUUGCAUUUCCCUAAAGACCAGCCGCAGGAGUUGGUAACCGCCGACAACUCAGUGAGUGCCAGUCACAUGGAGACGACGGUGAAGCUGCUGAGGGUCAGACUGCAGUCUCGGCUGUCACUGCAGAAGCAGUUUGCGUCACUUGAACACAGUAUAGUGCCAGUAUGCAGCGAAUGUCAGCACCUUUUCCCAACCAAGAUCCUGUCACGACUCAUCAGAUGGAGUGCUAUUACAUAUGAAGACUAUGCGGCACUGCCGUACACCAAGCACGUCAUUGAUGCCGACAUGGCCCAGGAGACGGACCUGUUCUUUUCAGCCUUGAUCGAGAGAGGAACGGCCAAGCUCCACGUGGCUAUAGGAGUGAAUCCUGGUUAUUCUACUGUCCCUCCCAUCUUCAGCAUCUGUCUCAACUGGAAGGGAGAGAAGACGAGUCGCAACGAUGACAAUCUAAAGGCUAUAGAAAGUGAGGUGAAUGUCUACUUCAGGGAGUUGUUGGAUCCUAAACCAGGUCACCAGCUGCUCACUAACCAGAUCCAGCGUUUGUGCAUGUGUCUGGACGUCUACCUGGAGACAGAGACUCACGAUAACAGCGUUGAGGGGCCCAUGGAAUUCCCGCGGGAGAAGAUGUGUAUGCGUCUUGUUAGGGGUCCGAAUCGAAUCAAACCUUUCAAAUACAAUCACCCACAAGGAUUCUUCACACAUCGGUGAAUGGACCCAUUGCACUGUCGCUGUGACACCCAGUGACCGAGCUCAGCCCAUUAUCCUGAUUUUGGACGUUUCGUAACAAGUGGAAAUUGGACCUCGGAAAACAAAUUAUGUACAACAACAUAGCGGUUCUGUGUUUUUUUAAAAAAAGAAAACUAGGAAAAUAAACUUGAUGUUGCCAUAAUUUUAUGUA
This is a messenger RNA of Callorhinchus milii (elephant shark), 2387 nucleotides long. RefSeq names its product THO complex 5 (gene thoc5). Gene Ontology annotation, biological process: positive regulation of DNA-templated transcription, elongation; mRNA export from nucleus. Gene Ontology annotation, cellular component: THO complex part of transcription export complex. Gene Ontology annotation, molecular function: mRNA binding. The transcript has 19 exons. The record is from RefSeq and is a predicted model, not a curated record. Bases 101 to 2197 code for a protein of 698 amino acids. Lineage: Eukaryota; Metazoa; Chordata; Chondrichthyes; Chimaeriformes; Callorhinchidae.